This is a messenger RNA of Oncorhynchus nerka (sockeye salmon), 277 nucleotides long. Its product is annotated as protein flightless-1 homolog. The record is from RefSeq and is a predicted model, not a curated record. Lineage: Eukaryota; Metazoa; Chordata; Actinopteri; Salmoniformes; Salmonidae. Gene Ontology annotation, molecular function: protein binding. The annotation marks the transcript as partial. The transcript has 2 exons.
GCUGCCAGCCAUGGUGGCCCUCCAGACUCUCCACCUGAGGAGCACCCAGAGAACCCAGAGCAACAUGCCUACCAGUCUGGAGGGACUGGUACACCUGGCAGACGUGGACCUGUCCUUCAACGACCUGAGUCGGGUUCCUGAGUGUCUCUAUACGCUGAGCAGUCUGAAGCGUCUCAACCUCUCCUCCAAUCAGAUCUCAGAGCUCUCCCUCUGCAUCGACCAAUGGACUCAGCUAGAGACACUCAACCUCAGCAGGAACCAACUCACAUCACUGCCU